CGGCAACGCAUUGAAGCUUCCUCAGAGAGGAUCAUGGGAAACAGUUUUGGAUGCUGAAGCGGAGGGAGUUUCGAAAUAUUUCAUGAUUAGCCGCGGUAUAACACGGAUAAUACGACAGUUCUGAUAACGUUCCCGUCACCAAAUGUUGUCAUCGUUUGAACGAUCCACUACCCGCUGACGUAACUUAGUGCGCAGUGGGUUCCUGCAAUGUCGACGAACCCCUCCUGAGUGCAUCACGCAAAGGAAGAGCUGAUGCUGUCAUUCAAACAUGGAUCUAAAGCUGGAGGUUGUUUUGUCAUCCAACAUCAAACGGAAGAAACCAUGGCCGCGGUUCUGCUGGCUUGGGAAGGAGAAGGAGUCUGUGUUCCUGUUAGAUGACAGGCGCAUCAGUGAAAUCAACAUGACGUCUGGUCGCACCAAGAAGAGGACUCCCAAACUCCAUGCUUUGCUCAACAGUGUGGUCACAAUGGCUUCAUCCCACAACGGUAUUUGGCUUUGUGGACUUUUGGCCUCAGGAGAGAUUUUUCUGUGGAACAGGGAUAAAGACCUGUUAAAGAAAGCUGCAGCAGUCCCGGAAGUGUUUCAACUGAUUACUGCCGUUCAAGGGAAUGCUACGCGACUGUCGCUCCAGGUCUCGGACAACGGUACACGCGUGUGCCUAGUAGCUUUAACGGGGCAAGUGUUCCUGUGGGAGUGCGUGGAUGUCCGGGAUCUGACAGGGGUACGAGAUGGCACAGUCAAAGGACACUGGGCAAAUAUACAGCCCCUUGAAGAUUCCAUCCUGCCUUCCUCACAAGACAAGGAAGCAUCCCAACACACAAUUUUCAUCAAGACAGUGGUGCUGGGUGAUGCCUGCUUAUCAGCCUUUGUUUUCACAUCUAAGAAGAAGCUGAUCAUCACCUGCCUAAAAAUCCAAUGGGAAGAAGGCCCCGUGAGGGUGGGUUCUUUGGGAUACAACAUACAGUGGGCCACUAAGACGUACCCCAUGUCUCGGCUAACCCCGCCCUGCCAACCAGUGAAGUCCAGAGGGGCCUUGUUGCCCGCCUUCUCUCCAGAUGGGUGCCUGUUAGCCAUUGUCCUGAACCAAAGACAACCCAAGGCCACACAGGUCCUCUUUGUGAGCACACAGAAUUUUGUCUCAACGUCAAGUGGCCUAGGAGGAUGUGGGAGUAAGAAACUGGAUAUCCCCUCAAAAUACAUAAGAUCCUACUGGGUGGGCAGUGUGAGUUGGUCACCCGGCAGUCUUUUCCUGGCUUGUGUUCUGAAGAGAGGCUCCCUUCUUAUGCUGACUCGUCUUGGGGGUCUUAUCACUCUAACAAGCUGUGGUUGCAAUGUGGACUUUGGGCCUGCACACUUUCUACCCCUGCACCCCCUCGUCACUUACCGGGCGCCAUUGUCUGCAGGGAAGGCGGAGGCCUCGGUGUCCAGCUCUAGCUUGUCCGUGCGGGAUGUCCUGAGACAGCGGUACUCUGUGACCUGGCAUCCGCGGCUUUUGUAUCUCAUCGUGUCUGAUGGCUACAUGGCCACAGUCAUGAGGGUGCUGGAUAGGCCUUCUCCUGCCCUCACGCUGAAAACACUUCUAAAGGACACAAGCACCGACUUGGAGAAGGCCAGUCGGCUACUUGAUAAAUCCCAGAUUCAUUUGAGGGCAUGGUUGGAGUCCCUGUCUUGCCUUAACCUUGACAGCAGCCAUAUGACACGUGGGCCCAGCACUGCAGACUCCGUCAUUUCAGCAGCCACAGAUGGAUCCACUCUGCCACUUUUCCUGCAGGAUCAGGGGACAUUGGGUGGUACCAUGGAACUCCUUGGAAGAGUACAAACGUUCUUCGAGGAUGACUCUGAUGUGGACGGACCUCCUGCUGGUUCUCAUGUGGAGGAUGGUGGCCGCCUGGAGUUCGCCUCGAUGUUUGACACACUCCAUGCCUUGGACACACAGACUGACACUGCACGUGUUACUAGCCCAGAUUAUGAAAAGGAUUCAGGUCAAACGGAGAGGAAGACCCCGGUUAUUCAUCGUGAACUUGGAAAAAUCCAGACUAAGCUGUUGACAGCCUGGGCUUUUGGCAUGUCUCUAGGAAAUGGCGUGGACAGCCGAACUCUUUUGCUGCGGCACGCCCUCCACUGUGCGGUGCGAUUAGCUGCUUUACUCCAUUUGAUCCCAGUCUCCGUGAACUCGGAGAGAAAGAGUGUGCCGGGUUCCACCCGCGUUCUGCAACUCCUCAAGGCCCUCCUGUCAUUCCUUCCCUGGGAUAGCACUCACACUGAUGGGCCAAGCUGCCUGGGGCUGGUGGUAGAGCUCAGCAAGCGGCUGACACGCCUCCUGCUGACUCCUCCCCCCGAGUCUCACCACACUGGUCACUGUCAGUUAUCGUCUCAUAGUCUAUCCUCAGUACUGCUCGUCCUGCAGCUGGUCUCUGAUUCGCUUGACAACACCUACAGCCUGCAGCAAAGAACUGUCUGGUCCUCUGCGGAGAAGGAGUCCCUUCCCCGGCCACCGCGGCGCUGGCCUUCCGACUCCCACCACGUGCCUCUGUUACAGACCGGGAAAGAGGAGGAAUCCUGUUUUGUGCAUCAGGCCAGACCUGUUCCCCAGAGACCAUCCAGCAGACUACUGAAAGUGUGGCAGUGGGUCUACACGAUCACCCAGCAGUAUACGGAUGAUCUGAAAAGCUUUAAAGGCGCCGAUGGAUGGGAGGAGGAACAACAAAAAUUGUCUGUUAUCAUGUCUCAGAUCCAAACCGCUCUGCAGGCUACAGGAGAAAGACUAGAAGAGGGUCCUGCACUGCUGAUCUACCAAGGUGAAAGUCUUUUCCUCUGCGGCUCGUACUCAAACAGUGCUGAUGUAUGGCGGUCACAAAUCUGUGAGGAGAGCAACAAAUACUCUGCUCGUAGUGUCUUCAAGGAGACACGGCUCUGUCUGGCACUCCUCUACAGUCUGCUAUCCCAGUACCGCCUGAGAGAAAGCCAAGAGCUGGGGGACCACAUGGCCCGGCUGAUCCUGCACAGGGCUCAACCGCAGAAGGACAACGUGACCAGCAUAAUAGCUGACUCCUUUCCUUGCCCGUGGCUGCCGAUGGACCUCCACAGCGACGCUGCUUUUGCGGUGGUUCAGACCCUGGGGAGAUUCAUGGCCUCCUAUUUCACCAACCGACCCGUCUACAUCCUGCCCCCUCACCAUGUGGCCGUCCUGCCUCCGCUACAUCUACCCGAGGCCCCUCGUGUUGGACGCUUGGUGCCACUGUGCCAGGAGGAGGUGUCUAGAGCAGUGCGACAACAGCAGCUGUCCGAAGUAUGGACAGUGGAAUACGCCCAGGACCUGCUCCUGCUAGGAGGCCUGCUUCCUGAGACUGUGUGGUUGGCUUAUCAUCUGGGUGACUGGAAGGCAGCGGCCUCUCUCAGCCUGGCCUAUACAAGUUUCUGCAGCGAUCACUUUGACUUUACUCGGCUCAGGAGGAGAGAGCUCCACCUCCCAGCGACUUUAGAACCGGAGAGUAUUUUUGAGGUGGAGCUGGAGAGUCUUCUUGGCAAUAAGUCCGACUUCCAAGAGCGCAGCGAUAAAGAAGGUGACAAAAGCUUUAUAGACCCUUUGGAGGGAGAAGACCGGGAAUUGUUACAGAUUUCCAUCCAUGAGAUUCUGAAGGCCUCGGUCAUGGCGGGAGUGAAUGUUAUGUCUUCACCAAUGGCUUCCUUGCUUGACACAGUCAAAGACCUCUGUGCUUGCCUGCCGUUCUUGGUGCCAACCGGACUGUAUCUGCCUUCCCCUCCUCUUUACUGCCCCCAGCCUUCCCCCAACACACUGGACCCAAUAGGGACGACGGGGCAGUUUGUGGAAGUUGCAUCGCGUCACAGAGUGUCUGGGGUUCUCCAAAGAUUGCUGUUACUUCUGAGGUCUGCACGUUGCUGCCAUCCGGCUGCCCAGUGGUACAUCGGCCAUCUACGCCGCGCCAGACACAUACUACACAAGAUCAAGAAGAAAUACGCCUAUCCAUCAGCAGCAGAAGAAGAAAAAGAUUUUCCAGAGGGCCUGAUGAGGUUUGUCAGCCGAGGUGGAUUCUUCAGACGGGGGCCGAAUAACGACGGUCGCCUGGACCCUGACACCAUUCAAACGAUCAUCUGUUUCAGGGAGCUGUGUGCUUUGUGCUGGAUGCUUCAUGUCAGGGACCAGCUCUCUAUUUCCUGCAGAAAGUAUCAGGCUGCCAGACAGCAGGAGAGAGAUGAACAGAUCAUUGGUUCAGAAGUGAGAUCGACCUGUGUUGAUGCUCUCCGCUGGGCCUGCAGAUUCUUGCCUUUCUCUUGCUUUCUCAAUGCUGAGGAGAUCCUCCAGGACGUCCUGCUCAGCCUUGUGUCUGAACUUCCUCCUCUCUCUCUGGUGGCAGACGCGCUGGUGCGAACCUUCCCAGAGGAGGAAGAGUCCGUCAGAGUCCCUCUAAGAGAAAAGUAUAACUCACUGCUGCAGAAACUUAGGGGAUGCAAUGUCCUUGAAGGCGAAAAAGGGGAGGUGAACGAAUUGAUGAUGAUUGUCAUCCAAGACAAAUUCAGAUUGAGGAGAAAGCAUCUAGGACGUUUGAAGAGACACCUGGCCCCUCCCGAGCUCCAUCUGUGGGAGAAAGAGGAGGAGCCGGAUGACAAGGGGAGCAAACACGGGGCGGCCGUGUUGAGACAACUCUCACUAGGUACAAGUCUGAGCACCAGCACUUUAACUGACCAUGGGUUUCCCCCGGUGCACAGUGACGCAGACACCGUGGAUAACACAUCUGAGGCUACCUCUCCUGACUUGCAUGGAAGAGUCACAACAAGGGGCAAAAAAGCAAAAGUAAGGAUCAGGGAACAUGCAAAGAAGACUGCUGUUAAGAUUGAAAGCGUCAUUGAGGAGGAGAGCCAGCCAGGCCAUGCAGAGGGGAAUGAGCGGCCCUGCCUACCCGUGGUCGGUAGCUGGGAGUUUGAGCUGGAAGAUGAGGAGUAUCUCAAUUUCCUGGAGCUCUUCCUCAGCUACGUGCUAGAGAAGGAUAGCACGGAUGGAGGCGACGCAGGCAGCGAACUUCCGUUGUUGAAGGGCUUCUCCUCCCGGCUGAGGGAGAGGGAGUUGCAUUCCCUCACUUUCGAUGUGCUCACAACUAUUCAUCGCCGGCAAAGGGACGUGCACCAUCAUGCGAAAAAACACCCAGGAAAUGAUCCUCCAGUGUUCAGAGCCGGCUGCUGCUACAAGUCCGUGAAACAAGUUGCGACCCCCGAUCUGCCGGCUUCCUCUGUCUGUAGUGAAGCCCCCGUAUCCAGAACUAGCCUCUCCGUCACCUCUCUGCCUGGGCUGAGAACCGGCAGGCAGAAAGGUUUGUUUGGCCUCCGACAGCAGAGGCUUUUGGGGCAAAGAAAGGAGGGCGAGAUUGUGCUGUCAGAAAGCAGCCUUAGUAGAAGUGCCUUUGCAACAGGGCAGCCCUCAGAGAAAUACAUGUUCAGCCCCUCUACCUCUGUGGAGGCCGUGAUGGAACCACAGCAGGGAUUGGACCCUAAACUAGAAGCGCAGUUUCCAGAGCUGGCCAGGCUGCUGGAGUGGAUGGUACGCUGGGCGGAUAGGAGGGCGCUGCUAGGACAUCACGGUAAAAAGAAGAAAGAGAGGGCAGGAGGGCGAGCCGACGAAGGAGUAGUGAUCCGUGUCAAAGCCUCGGCGCCCGCCGUCUUGACUUCCCUCCGUCUGCUGGAGCGCAGGUACGAUGCCCUGCUCGGGUCGGACCGCAACGGUGGCCCCAUCCCAGUUCCACAAACACAGUGGAGUGUAGCCCCUGUGCUGCAGCCCGAGGCUGAGAGAGAGAGCAGCGUGGAUACAGGUUACCCCGGGUCAGCCAACACCCCCAUCAUCGGUCUUGAUUGCAAUCUGCAGCAAGGCGAGGUGUUCAUUGGUUCUCGCACAGAUGACCCAGAGGAACAAACAGUUCUCAGAUCACCUGUCCUUAGUGACCAGGAUCCAUUCACGUUUGAUGAUCAGCAAAGUGAAUCCAGUUCAGAAAAAACAUCUCAAGAUGACUUCGAUCCAACACAUGAAACGGAAGGCAAAAGAAGUGACAGUGAGGGCUUGGAAGUGUCCUCGUCUGUUACCAAAGGGAAAAUCUGCACACCUGAAACGAGCUUGAAGCUUGCAGACCUGGACACAUCAGAAAGUGACAAAGACAUGUCCAGCUGCACCUCUCUCCACAUUCACGCUGAACGCCUACAAGCCCCCCCGGACCCGGAGCCCCAAGCUUCCCCUGCUGUCCAGCCCGAGGCAGAAGUCCAUGCAGAUCCCUUCGCUUCGAUUGGAGUGAUGCUCGCCAACGCGCACGGGGCUCCUCCAAACCUCCCCCCACAAAGCUCCGAAGCCGGUGUGGAUCCUAGUCAGCCGUCAUCCAAUCAGACUGUGCCGAUGCGACAGCGUCUGGGGGAGGACUUAUUCAGACUGGUUCAGCAUAUCAACUACAUGAGCCUGACGGAGGUUUUGGGAGCUUCGUUUUCUAACCUGCAACUGGCCCAGCAGAGCUCUUCUUUGGCCCAGUCUCAGAUGAACACAUCACACCCGGAUGCGCCAUCCUCUUGUGCUCCCAAAUUCAUCCCUCAACCAAAUCCCAUCACCGGUCAAACCAACAUUUCUGUGCCACCUCAGACACGAGCAUCUUUGCCAAAUUCAAGAUUCGACCCUCAGUCCAGUCCGGCCGCUGCACAUGCGACCGUUGACCAGUCUGCCUUUCAGAGCUCAGGGAACAUCUCUCCAACAGGCAGCCGGCAUCACACCACCAGGAAUCUUCCCCCCGCCGCUAAUGGUGCAAGUGCCAGUCAUCAGGAAAUGCAGCCACUGUCUGUCCAGGCGAUGUCACCGCAAACCCACUUCAGGGAGAACGAGAGGUUAAUCGCACCCUCUCAGGGGCUUCUGACCACUACUCACGCCAGUCAUCCUGCUCAGAAGGUCCUUGUUUUACUACCUCCUAAUAACAUCAAACAAAGUGACGCUGCGACCGGCGGGUCCCAUCAGCACAAGCCUAAACACAAAGACCAAUCCAGCUCGGUUCUAAAAGGGCAACUCGGUCUUAAAGCCCCGGAUGAUCCAACUCCCAGCCCAAGGCACUCCCAACCCAAGAGUGACACAUGGGAGAGAUCCAGAGGGCAAGGCUUCUCCCUGCUUCCCCCCGCUUCACCAGCUCAGCCACCUGAACCAAUGCAGGGCCUUCGUCUGCUGCACUGGCAGCCGGUUCCACGCGGCGAAACCACGUUCCCCAAGCUGCCCUUACCAACGUCCUCCUGGUCCCCUCCGAAGAUCACAGUUCCGAUGGGCGAGGCGCGUAUGAUCAAGCUUCUACACAUAGAUGCUGGACGAGAAACGAUGUUUCCCAAAGCGGCUCCUUCGGCCCAAAUGAGCCGUCUCAUGUCCAUGGAGGAAUUGAGCAGCUUAGUGGGACGGAGGGAGGACGCUGAAAAGGCUCAACUGGGGUUGCUCAGAGUAGACCGUGGUACUGAAAGCACCAGAAGAGCCACCGCCUCGCCCAUCUCCUGCAUGAGGCAGAAGAGGAGAGAGGAGAAGGCAGGGAGGGUGAGAAGAAAACCACAGGUCUCAUUCAGACCAAAUGAAUCUAUCAUUCCUAAUCAAGAGGUUUGUUCCAAUAUACCUCAACAGCCAACAAAUGAACCCGCACACGAAGAGCCCGCAGCAGCUGAAGAGAUCCGCCCCGGACAAGAUGUUGCUAAUUUUGCUCAAUUUGGGUCCUUUGAUUCUUUGCUGACUGGUCAGAGAUUAUUGGAUCAGGCUACAUCCACUUCAGCUGAGCUCCACGCCUUUGCUUCUACGUGUAAAAGGCCUCCAGAGUGCCAAGAUGCUUUCACCAACACGGACCCGGCUUGUCCUCCCACACUUGUGGAUAAAGCUGUGUCGGCCUUUGUGGAUGCUAGUAAUCCUAAAUCACAACGCUCAGGGAAUCGGGGAUUUUGCAGCGAGGGCCUUGUUCAAGACACAGAGGAGGCCCCACAAAAGCAAGAGAUGACUCUGGGUCCUGAUGGACGGCAGUUCAUAAGUGUCUUGGAUCUAGAAGACGAAGCCCUGCAUCAGGACUUAGUACAGAAUGUUCCCUCCACCCGCCCUGCUUCUCCUACUUCUGCUCAGUUGCAUUUACUUGCUACUUCUGUUAUAAGGAGUGGUGCUGCUGCUGAUCCACAACCCGCAGUCACAAUUCAAGAGGAUCCUGACUGGACGUCACACAAAGAUAUCCCCGAGGAGUCGCCGUCCCUCGGUGACAUUGAGCCCAACGGGUACCAACAAGGGGUCAUUCAACAAGAGACGGUAGAGCGAUAUGACUCUGAAAUCUUUCGUGCCAUAAAGACCCAGAGCGUUGGACCUCAAAGGGCCUCGUCCACACCUCCUACCGUCUGGUUCUCCUCCCGCAUGUUGGAGCUGGACGCUCAGUUGGCCGCUCUACAGGACAUUGCGGACAACCUUGAGAUGGACUUCUCCAAAUCCAGGAUGCUGGUGAACACGAUUGAAAAGCUCACGCCAGCCUCGGCUCCUGAGGUGAAGACGACAAAGGCAGUUAAAAAAAGCGUUAGAGUGUCUGUCCCGCAGGAAGCAUGGUUACCACGACUGGACACGUUGACUGAACUAAAUGCCUUGGAAGAAGAAGAAGAUCAGGAAGAAGAAGAAAGUGUUCUUCACAAUGAUUGCUGGGCGUACAAAAAGAAGCCAUCGUUUCCUUAUUCUACCUCUUCUUACAGUCACAUCGCUGGUCCCUCCUACCUUCACCUCCCUCCAAAAGUGAAAAAUCAUCUGACUGACACACCUGGAACAUCUUCUGUCUGGGAAGAUGAGAAUCCGGGUCAGCCUGAGCUAUCCGAUACUGCAGAAAUGUUAGACGACUUGAUUAGGGAAGGUUAUUUAUCCCUGACUGAUCUGGAUCUGUCCAAUUCACACACUGCAAACCACAGCAGGCCGGACUGGCAGGAAAGUAGCUGGAUGUCGCAGAAAAGCGUCCGUCCGGAAGAUGAGAGGAGAGAGCUGAGGACCUGGAUGAGAAGGAAACAGAGGGAAGGACUGGCUGUUUAUCAAAAACACAGAGAAAGCCUGAGGGAGAGGGAGCGCAAACCCUUUUCUAACUCUGGGGCAAAGAAAUCAACAGACAAGAAUCAAGCAUCUACUUGGGGAGCCAGGGAGGAAAAGAAAAAGUUGAUGCUUCUGGAGCAAUACGAUCAGAGGACCCGUGAAGCCUGUUCUUUGGUCAGGGACUCUCCCAGCACUCGUCCAACCCUACGUACGUCUGUACAGACGAAAGGCUCAUCGGUGCCCUUAACUACACGACCCACUUCCGCUCCACCCUCCGGUGGCACUCACAGGGCACAUAGGGAAUCUGCCAAAUCUGAAAUAAGACCUAAGUCGGGACCAGCUCAACCUCACCUUGCUGCAUGGACUGUUAAGGUGCAGAGACGGCCCUCAGAGGAUCUCGGCAAGAGACUGGGACUACAUAGACCAGUGACCUCCCUGCCAAGGGACCGUCUGUCUCAGGUGACCCGGCGCGGCAUGCUCGCGCACACAAAGAGCCACACUAAACUGCACACGGCCAGCCAGAGUGAGGAACGGCACGUGGGACGCCAGAGAGAGACAGGGCGGAACAAAGGUCCUUCAGGUUGGACUGUUGCCCAAAGAGGGAUCCUAAGGGAGCAUGCGAGGAUGCAAGAGAGAGAAGAGGUGAACCUUCGGGGGGCCACUUCAGAAUUGAGUAGACUGCUGGAGCCGGAGGAGUCUUACACAGGUUUUGCUGGACUGUUGGAUGAGCAGGUUGAUGGUGCCAGAGCCGGUGUGUCAGCGCUGGACUUGCUCGACAAUCUUUCUGAGAGCGCCAGCAGCAGCCUCAGCAAAAUCGACUGGGCAGCUAUUGAGAGGAUGGUGGCUGAAGAUGACCUUGAGCUUGAGUAGAUGCACUUUCAGGACCUGAUGUGCCUAUUGAAUAUACUGUAAUUCAGAAGCAUUUAAACGCUAUAAGUUAGGUCAUUGACCUAGGUCAUGACAUUUUCAUUAUUUAUUGCUAGAGAAGGCCUGAAAUAUACAAUAUUUGGUGUUAUGAAUUUCUUUUUCUCGAAUAAUUUAUAAUAGCAUAUUUUUGCACUGAAUUUAGGUUUGUGCCUUUUUUUGCGUACUUCAUUUCGAACCAACUAUUAAACAUCUGUUUUUAAUAAUUCAAA
Molecule: messenger RNA, 10185 nt
Organism: Gasterosteus aculeatus aculeatus (three-spined stickleback)
Lineage: Eukaryota; Metazoa; Chordata; Actinopteri; Perciformes; Gasterosteidae
Gene: cplane1
Product: ciliogenesis and planar polarity effector 1
Biological process (GO): cilium assembly
Cellular component (GO): ciliary transition zone
Molecular function (GO): protein binding
Source: RefSeq, a predicted model, not a curated record